This is a messenger RNA of Cryphonectria parasitica EP155, 1311 nucleotides long. RefSeq lists its product as uncharacterized. The record is from RefSeq and is a predicted model, not a curated record. Bases 1 to 1311 code for a protein of 436 amino acids. Lineage: Eukaryota; Fungi; Ascomycota; Sordariomycetes; Diaporthales; Cryphonectriaceae. The transcript has a single exon.
AUGGCAGCCACGACGAUCGGAUGUCUGCCAACAGAGCUGCUAUUCCAUGUCCUCAGCUUCCUGGACAGGCCUGCGCCGUCGGACCUGCGCCUCCACAACCAACCCCAUGCAGAUAUGCUGAAGGAGUCGGACCCACGAUCAAGGAACCUGAAGAAUGUCUCUGUGGUCAAUAGGCAGUGGCGCGCCACGGUGCUGCCACUCCUCUUCCGCAGUGCUGUAUGGUCCCUGGAGGGUCUCGACCUGCUGCAGAGAGAGCAUCUCAAGGACUCACCUGCAGCAAUCCCCCUGCUGCUCUUCAUCCAGGACAACAGUCUGAUGUCCUAUGUGAGGAGCCUGACACUUGUCAUUGGGGCCACUCCUGCCACUCCAGAGCCCUCAUGGCCCUUUCCACGAGAUCGUGGCGGUGAGAGUGAUUUGAUUUUUAACGAGGACUACAACUGGCUUUGGAGACUUGUAUUUGACAACAUCACCCCAGCACGCCUGACUAUCAUCGCCUCCCCCCGCGUGUUGGCGUCCCUGCUGGCGAGGAGGGUAUUCCUGGGCAAUGAGUGGGGUUUCAACCAGUCUCACCACGUUUUAUCGCUGUCUAUGGAUGGCGAUGGCCCGAGGAGGAUGCCAAAGAUGCGGUCGCCACAGGAAGAGAGGGCACAAGAAGAUACGGGAAGCAACGCAGCAGAGCCGUCCUUACAGCCUGCAUUGUCCACUGCUGAAGCCUCUGGAACCCAGCCCUCCUCGACCACCACCCCCCCUCGCAUCCCCUGCAAACUCUUCACGCUCCGCCCCUGGACAAGCCUGCUCCUCAACGAGGGCUCCUCGACGCCGGUGUACAAGACAUACGAGUACUUCCACAAGCGCCCCCCCUCCGUGCUAGGCGCCCUGCUCGGCGCUGGGGCGUUCCCCAACAAUGAGCCCCUCGUGCCUACGACCGUCCGCGCCUUCAGCUACGUUGCCAUCUUCCCUCUUGCGAGCCAUGUGUGCACCACCCUCGUCCUGUGGCUGCCUCGCGUCGAGCGCCUGUUCGUCCAGCUGGUCCCACGCGGUGACCUCCUCGACGACCGGCGCGCGAUGGCCCAGAUCGAUAUGAACGACCUGUGGGCCGAGCGUAAUAUGGCGUACGCCGAAAUCAUGCCCAUGCUCUUUGUCAGGCCUGUCGACAGUGCGGGCAACUGGCCGUUCCUCCUAGAGUUUGAGAGCGGGGACGCCGACGACCGCGAGAGUUGGGAGAUGGCAGUCGACUAUGUUAAUGCUAGAGAGCAUCUCGCCGAGUGGAAAGUCGAGAGGCAAGGUUUAUUUAUAAGACAGCGUUCAUGA